Mytilus trossulus (common blue mussel) is the source of this 874-nucleotide messenger RNA. RefSeq names its product perlucin-like protein. Gene Ontology annotation, molecular function: signaling receptor activity. The record is from RefSeq and is a predicted model, not a curated record. The transcript has 5 exons. Lineage: Eukaryota; Metazoa; Mollusca; Bivalvia; Mytilida; Mytilidae. Bases 20 to 517 code for a protein of 165 amino acids.
GUUUAACAGGCAUUGAGUAAUGAAUUUACUUGGAACAUUUUAUUUUGUAUUCCUUUUUUCUGUUGUUUACGGCGCUGACGUCUGUCGUAAUGGAUGGCUCAGAUAUAACGAAUCUUGCUAUCUUUUUAGUAAAACGCCAGUAGAUUGGGCUGAUGCACUUGCAAUAUGUGCAGCUUUCAAGUCACAACUAUUAGAAAUAGAAACAGCACAUGAAGACACGUUUAUCAAAAAUCAUCUUCGAAGCCUUCAUGACCAUGAUUCUAGUCCACCGAGUGGAUAUUGGAUGGGAUUGAAUGAUAUAGAAGUACCAGAUGAUUUCAGAUGGGUUUCAUCAGAUAAGACUGCAACAUAUGUAAGCUGGUAUCCAGGACAACCGGAGGGUCAUACUCAUCAAAAUUGUGGGGUUUUAUGGACUCCUUUUCAGUUCGAUUGGGGCGAUUACUUUUGCAAAGAUACUAGUUUGUAUUUUAUUUGUGAGAAGGGAAGCAUGGUUGACAGUGGAGAAAUCAUUGGUUGAAUAGGAAGAACAGUAGACAGAUUCUCAUUUAUUUAGCCGUUGCUAAUUAUACCUACAGAUGAUUUUAAGAAACAUUAUUUUUUAACAAAAUUAUCCAAGAGUUUGUGUUUUAAUAAACUUAAAUGAUGAAACAAAUGUACGCGUUGCUAUCCUUAGCACAACCCAUUUGUAACUCAAAGUAUCAGACAACAGAUUGUAUGUGUCUCCAAAAUGUACUCACAAAUGCACUUUUUAGCUACUGACUAACCAUAAACUUAUUCUGGUCAGUAAAUCGCGAGAAAAAUGAAACAUGGGAUAAAACAGUGAAGGAAAUAUUUGUCGGACAAACGAAUGAACGGAUUAUAUAUAUAUAUGCAA